CAUCCGUUUGGCAUCAAAAAAAAAUCUGAAGAGCCGCGAGAGAGAGAGAGAGAGAGAGAGAGAGAGAGAUGGGGGACGAGAAGGUGAAGAAGGAGGCGAUGGAGAUAAUGGCAAUGUUUGAAGUACUUCCGCGUUUGGUUGUCUUCGAUCUCGACUACACUCUCUGGCCUUUCUACUGUGAAUGUCGCUCCAAGCGUGAAAUGCCAUCAUUGUAUCCCCAUGCCAAAGGCAUCUUAUAUGCAUGCAAGGACAAGGGAAUUGAUGUUGCCAUUGCAUCUAGAUCGCCUACUGCAGAUAUAGCAAAGACGUUUCUUGACAAAUUGGACAUAAGAUCAAUGUUUGUAGCCCUGGAGAUUUUUUCUAGUUGGACACACAAGACAGAGCACUUCCAAAGAAUUAAUUGGAGGACCGGGGUGCCCUAUAAUUCAAUGAUCUUUUUUGAUGAUGAGGAUCGGAACAUAGAAGCGGUUUCGAAAAUGGGUGUGACCAGCAUCUUGGUUGGAAACGGGGUAACUCUUGGGGCUUUGAGGCAAGGGCUUAUGAAAUUUUCUCAAAGUUCCGGUUCAUCAAGUAAGAGCAAGAAAAAGUGAAAGUUCCUCCUAUGUUCAAUUUGCAUUACAAUGCGAGACAUUGAAAUUGUUUUGUAUCAGCGGGGAUUCUUUUACUAAUCCCUGUUGAAGUAUUUGAUACAAUCUGGUUAUGUCAAUACUACCUAGGUAUUGUAAGGUUUCUGUUAUUUUUUCAGAGUGGUACCAAAGAGUUUGGUUUGUAGUAUAUAAAGUUUCAAAGAUUUGUUGUGUAGAGAUAAAUUAGGGGAUCAAAUACUGUCUUAUCUCUUGCACUGUGGAACUGGCAAGUCGU
Molecule: messenger RNA, 861 nt
Organism: Camellia sinensis
Lineage: Eukaryota; Viridiplantae; Streptophyta; Magnoliopsida; Ericales; Theaceae
Molecular function (GO): acid phosphatase activity
Source: RefSeq, a predicted model, not a curated record